GUGUUUUGUGUCAAAUUAAAUCAAAUAAUUUAUUUAAAAAAAUGUGAAAAUAAAUAAAAACUGAAGAAUAACUGCACUUUAUAAGUUAAUGUUGCAGGUGGCUGAUAUGGUUUUGGCAGAGAUGACUUCUAGUGCUGGUGGCAGACUGCGAUAGUGGUUGUUGAAACCACUCAGGAACUGAGUGCAAGUAACAACUUACUCCUGGCAGAACCAUUUAUGUCAACAUGUUAAUAAAAGAAUACAGAAUUCCUCUGCCGCUUACGGUGGAGGAAUACAGAAUUGCUCAACUGUACAUGAUAGCCAAAAAAUCCCGGGAGGAAAGUAGCGGCGCAGGCAGUGGUGUAGAAAUUCUGAUAAACGAACCGUACGAAGAAGGUCCCGGGGGAAAAGGACAGUACACGAGAAAGGUUUAUCAUGUCGGCAGUCAUCUUCCAGGUUGGUUCAAAGGUCUUUUACCCAAAUCAGCUCUGACCGUAGAAGAGGAGGCCUGGAAUGCAUAUCCUUAUACCAAAACGCGUUACACGUGUCCUUUCGUAGAAAAAUUUUCAUUGGAAAUUGAAACUUACUAUUAUGCUGAUGAUGGGCAUCAGGAUAAUGUUUUUAAUCUUGCUGGAAGCGAUUAUAGGAAUAGAAUUGUUGAUGUAAUAGAUGUAGUUAAGGAUCAACUUUAUGGAGCUGAUUAUGUAAGAGAAGAAGAUCCUAAAUUUUAUAUAUCAGAGAAAACAAAUAGAGGUCCAUUGAAUGACAGCUGGUUGGAAUAUUAUUGGAACAAUGUCAAAGAUAAACCGCAGCCCACGCCCGAUGGUUUGGCGCUUAUGUGCGCGUAUAAGUUAUGCCGAGUCGAAUUCAGAUAUUGGGGAAUGCAGACAAAACUAGAGAAAUUCAUUCAUGAUGUCGGUAUGUAG
Molecule: messenger RNA, 905 nt
Organism: Ctenocephalides felis (cat flea)
Lineage: Eukaryota; Metazoa; Arthropoda; Insecta; Siphonaptera; Pulicidae
Product: protein retinal degeneration B-like
Exons: 6
Coding region: 225-905 (226 amino acids)
Biological process (GO): phospholipid transport
Cellular component (GO): cytoplasm
Molecular function (GO): phosphatidylcholine binding; phosphatidylcholine intramembrane carrier activity; phosphatidylinositol binding
Source: RefSeq, a predicted model, not a curated record